AUGUCAGGAGCUCCCCGAGUUGAGCUUAACAACACACAAACCGAUUUCGACCUAGCCACGCCCAACGGCACUCCGGAUCUCAUAAAUCAAAUGGACGGCUCUCCUUCCCACGUAAACGGCAGCGCAAACAGUGAUUUGCAGAACAGUGCAAUCAAGGCAAAGAACGGAAUUCUAGAGACUUCACACGCCAUGAACGCCGCAAACAACCACCCGAGCGUGCAGAACGCCAAGCAGACCGUUAUGAACGGCCCCGUUGCACAGAAUGUCAAGGCAGAGGGCGCAAAGACCCGCGACGAGUUUGCUGAUCUGGCCAACUCCAAGACGAUUCCCGAGCACAAGGCCGCGACUGGUCAGAACCUCACUCACUACCACAGCAUGUUCUACCGCCUGUUGAGCUGGAAGAACCCCCGCGCUACCGGCAUCGCUUUUGGUGCAACCGUCGUCUUCAUCUUCGCCGCACGAUACCUGAAUCUGAUCCGCUACAUCUUCAAGACCUCCUACAUGGUACUUGGUCUUACCGCAGCUGCCGAAGUUGUCGGACAAGUGGCUAUCGGACGUGGUCUUACUUCGCAGUUCAGGCCCCGCCAGUACUACACUAUCCCCAAGGCUUCGCUUGAGCGCAUGACGGACGACUUCGAGCAGCUCAUCAACUUCUUUGUCAUCGAGUCUCAGCGGAUCAUGUUCGCCGAGAACGUCUACGUCACCGUUGCUGCUUUCUUCGCUUCCCUCAUCUCCUACUUCCUCAUCAAGUUUGUCCCGCUCUGGGGCUUGGCCUUGAUCUCGACAUUCAUCACCUUCCUCGGUCCUCUUGUGUACAUUCAGAACAAGGAGGUCAUCGAUGCCCAGUUGGAGAAGGGUCUCAACAUUGCCAACCAGCAGGCUCAGCAGGUCAAGGGCCUUGCUAACCAGCACGCCGGAAACGCCAUGAAGACUGUACAAGGCUACACCCAGCAGGCCACGGCCAAGGCCCAGGAGACCGUCAACCAGUACCGCGGGCGUUCCACUUCCCCAGAGGUCAAGAAGGAGGCUUUCCCUUCAGCUCCCACCCACGCACCCGUUGCCGAGGCUGAGUCUUCUUCCGACGAGUCCGAGACUGAGGGCGAGAAGAUCGCAGCGGCCCAUCCUGCCCUAUAA
Molecule: messenger RNA, 1134 nt
Organism: Alternaria arborescens
Lineage: Eukaryota; Fungi; Ascomycota; Dothideomycetes; Pleosporales; Pleosporaceae
Exons: 5
Coding region: 1-1134 (377 amino acids)
Source: RefSeq, a predicted model, not a curated record